AUGAAGAGGGUUCCCUGUGGGGAUGUGAAGAGGAUUGACUGUGUUGGAUGUGAAGAGGGUUCCCUAGGAUUGACUGUGUUGGAUGUGAAGAGGGCUCCCUGUGGGGAUGUGAAGAGGGUUCCUUGUGUUGAUGUUAAGAGGGUUCACUGUGGGGAUGUGAAGAGGAUUGACUGUGUUGAUGUGAAGAGGGUUCACUGUGGGGAUGUGAAGAGGAUUGACUGCGUUGAUGUGAAGAGGGCUCCCUGUGGGGAUGUGAAGAGGGUUCCCUGUGUUGAUGUGAAGAGGGUUCCCUGUGGGGAUGUGAAGAGGAUUGACUGCGUUGAUGUGAAGAGGGUUCCCUGUGUUGAUGUGAAGAGGGUGACCCGUGUGGAGGUGAAGAGGGUUCCCUGUGGGGAUGUGAAGAGGAUUGACUGUGUUGAUGUGAAGAGGGUUCCCUGUGGGGAUGUGAAGAGGGUUCCCUGUGGGGAUGUGAAGAGGGUUCCCUGUGGGGAUGUGAAGAGGAUUGACUGUGUUGAUGUGAAGAGGGUUCCCUGUGGGGAUGUGAAGAGGGUUCCCUGUGGGGAUGUGAAGAGGGUUCCCUGUGGGGAUGUGAAGAGGAUUGACUGUGUUGAUGUGAAGAGGGUUCCCUGUGUUGAUGUGAAGAGGGUUCCCUGUGGGGAUGUGAAGAGGAUUCCCUGUGGGGAUGUGAAGAGGGUGACCCGUGUGGAGGUGAAGAUGAGGGACUUUGUGUGCGUGAAUAGACCUUGA
Messenger RNA from Haliotis rufescens (red abalone), 747 nucleotides. Its product is annotated as delta-actitoxin-Amc1a-like. Lineage: Eukaryota; Metazoa; Mollusca; Gastropoda; Lepetellida; Haliotidae. The transcript has 2 exons. The coding region runs from base 1 to 747 and encodes 248 amino acids. The record is from RefSeq and is a predicted model, not a curated record.